This is a messenger RNA of Funneliformis geosporum, 178 nucleotides long. The record is from the annotation of a GenBank genome assembly. NCBI's taxonomy places the organism in Eukaryota, Fungi, Glomeromycota, Glomeromycetes, Glomerales, Glomeraceae.
UGCAUCUUUCAUUAAUAUUACUAUACCUAUGUGGGUUAUUCAAGCUGAUUUAUGCUAUAUGCUUUAUGAUCAAAUUGGAAACAAAAUUUAUAAACGUGAUUCUGCUAGUGUUACUAUAGGCCUUGAGAAACUUUUAACUCCCAAAAAUGUCCACUUACUUGGCCUAAAAAAGAUCUAA